Molecule: messenger RNA, 1144 nt
Organism: Racocetra persica
Lineage: Eukaryota; Fungi; Glomeromycota; Glomeromycetes; Diversisporales; Gigasporaceae
Source: the annotation of a GenBank genome assembly
ACAGCAAUUGCAAUGCAAACAUUAAAUAAUAAACGAAAGGAAGAGGUGAUUGUAUUACAGGAUGAAUCUACUAAAACCAAAUUGUCGAGACAGGCCUGUACACGUAAAAAUAAAAAACUUAGGUGCGAGCAGAAACAAACCGAGAUGCUUCGUAACCCGAAUGAUGAUAUUCUUCCAGUAAUCGAUGAUAUUAUCUUUAAUCCAUCUCAGAGAAGCGUUCCUCUCUGUCCUUCUGAUAGAAUAUCUUCUAAAAAAAUUAGGACCCAACAUAAUAUAUCGGCUAAAGACUUACUUAUUGAAACGUUACUGAGAGAGGCAUCUACUAGCAAUAAUUCUAUUGACUUACCCAAAAUUCCUCCAGAUUUUUUAUCUCUAGUUUAUAGUGAUAUUAUUAAGGAAAAGAAUGAUGUUAAAGAACCAUUGGACGUUGAUACUAAUAACAAACGAUUGUGGAUUGCUUUCGGGCGACUAUUAUGGAAAAAACUCCAGCAUGCUUAUGUUGAGUUGCAAAAUUUCUUUGAUACGGCUACUAUACGUAAAAGUCGAAAAGAAAAAACACAGCUUAUCGUAUCAGCACGAAAUAAUAACAAAUCGCUAGAUAAGCUAGUUCAACUUGAACAUAUUUUUGAACCUAAGUGCAUUACAGACUUGGGUCACCGAACAUUAAUUCACUUGGAGCAACUCGAUGAUCCAGAUGCUGUUACAACCGCAUCUAAUAUUGUAAAUUGGUACUAUUUCCAUUUAUUAGAAAAUCCUUCACACCGAAGUAAAGAAUUUUGGACCAAUUUUAUUGAGCAUUUUGGAGCUUAUACAAGAAACAAUUUACUUCUCUUCACAAGCUCUAACACUGCGAGUACACAUAAUAUUAAUCAUCAUGAAUAUGUCAGUAAAUUACUUCGGGGCCUUAGGAAAUUAUCAGAAAGUAUCAAUCGGUUUCUUCAAAAAUAUUAUGUGGAUUUAUAUACAAAAUUGAGUAAAUUAUCAUGGGGUCCAUUCGCUCCAAGAGCAUUUGGAGUUUUCUCAAUGAUAGCCAUCAACUUUAAUAUCAUUAGUAACUAUCAUUGGGAUGAUCAUGAUGAACCAAAUAUUGUAUAUCUUCGGCCAGGACAAGUAGUGGCAUUUGCAUCCCGUCUAUUGCUCCAUG